AUGACCGACAAAGUGAAACUAAAUACUGCCAAGAGUGUAAACAGCAUAGUGAAAGCAAUGAGAGCUUCAAGCUCAGGCAAUCUAGUGUUUGGGGUUCAAAAGAUAAAGUUUCCUUGGAGCUCUCUGGGUAAAUUAAGGACCAAGGGAUCUGGUGACUCCUGCAAGAUAAAUAAUUCAUCACUUUGUAACCUGAGUAUCCAGUCUUUGGUGGAAAAAAAUGUCCAAUUUAAACAGUGUCUUUGUGUCGAUGACCUUCACUGUACAAUAAACAAACUUUUUGGAAAAAAAUGCAUCAAUAAGACAGAGGAGUCACCACCGCCCUCCGAUUGGGUGCCACGAUCAAAUGUCACACCUUGGCUCCAGAGAAAAGACACAUCUUUAGUGGCUAAAAGAAAGAAUGACUGUGUCGCGGCGGCGGAGGCCUGCCAGGAAUCUGAGCACUGCGCUCUGCUCCACGAGAGCUUUAAGAAAGCCUGCGGCACAGGAACAGCGCAAUGCCGCAGUCUCAGCGGUAGACGGUUGUGUGUGGGCCUGAGACAGAGCCUCAGAGGCACGGUUUUGUGGGACUGUCGGUGCGGAUUCCCUUUAGAAGGAGACUGCAUUCGGAUUUGGAAAAGCUUGUUUGAAGACACUUGUGUACAAGGUACUCAAGUCAAUCAAAUUCCCACCUUCAAGCAAGGCAACGGAGGUGGUUCCAAGGACAUUGCUUCAGGAUUCAAACAGAUGCAGUCUUGUUUGGAAGUGACAGAAGCAUGUGUAGGGGACGUGGUCUGUAAUGCGCAGUUGGCCCUUUACCUUAAAGCAUGCUCAGCAAAUGGAAAUCUGUGCGACGUGAAACACUGCCAAGCAGCCAUACGGUUCUUCUAUCAAAACGUGCCUUUUAACACUGCCCAGAUGUUGGCCUUCUGUGACUGUGCUCAAUCUGAUAUACCCUGUCAGCAGUCCAGAGAAACUCUUCACAGCAAGCCGUGUGCACUGAAAGCAGUUCCGCCCCCCACUUGCCUCAGUGUAAUUCACACUUGCCGAAAUGAUGAAGUAUGCAGGACCCACUACAGAACAUUCCAGACAGAAUGCUGGCCCCGCCUGACUGGGAGGUGCCAUGAAGAUGAGACUUGCAUUAGCAUGUUGGGCAAGCAAGACCUUACUUGCUCUGGAAGUGACAGCUGCAGGGCUGCCUACCUGGGAAUCUUUGGGACAGUCCUUCAAGUGCCCUGUGCUUGCAGGAGUACCACACAGAACGAAGAACCUCUGUGCCUAGUUUUCCAGCACAUGCUUCAUAGAAAAUCAUGUUUCAAUUAUCCAACUCCUAAUGCCAAAGACAUUUCCUCAUAUAAAAGAAAACAUCCAAAGGAAAUUACUCUGACUGGAUUCAAUUCCCCUUUCAAUGGAGAACUAAUCUAUGCUGUCGUGUGCAUGGCAGUGUCCUGUGGAAUCCUUUUCUUGGUGAUGCUCAAGCUGAGGAUAUCAAGCAAAAAGAGAGAUUCCUCAUCCAUGGAAAUAGCGGGAAGUGUCAUCACUCAGUGA
Messenger RNA from Psammomys obesus (fat sand rat), 1524 nucleotides. RefSeq names its product GDNF family receptor alpha like (gene Gfral). Gene Ontology annotation, biological process: nervous system development. Gene Ontology annotation, molecular function: signaling receptor activity. The transcript is spliced from 9 exons. The record is from RefSeq and is a predicted model, not a curated record. Gene Ontology annotation, cellular component: signaling receptor complex; external side of plasma membrane. NCBI's taxonomy places the organism in Eukaryota, Metazoa, Chordata, Mammalia, Rodentia, Muridae. Bases 1 to 1524 code for a protein of 507 amino acids.